Messenger RNA from Strongylus vulgaris, 294 nucleotides. The record is from the annotation of a GenBank genome assembly. NCBI's taxonomy places the organism in Eukaryota, Metazoa, Nematoda, Chromadorea, Rhabditida, Strongylidae.
AUGUGCGUUCUGGACGAUGUAUGUGCCCAGAAUCACGGGCAGUCUGAAGGAGUGGAUGCACAGUUGCUCAGCCAUUUAAACAAAACUUUCGCUCAACAUCCACACUAUCAACCAGGCGCCGAGGGAUUUUUGGUCAAACAUUAUGCCGGCGAUGUUGCCUAUAAUGUGGACGGCUUUUGCGAUCGUAACCGUGAUGUGCUCUACCCGGACCUUAUUCUGCUUAUGCAAGGAAGCUCCAAGUCUGUUUUUUUUCAUUCUAUCUUUAAUUCAUGUUUGGACAUCAUUGUAAACUAA